Molecule: messenger RNA, 11163 nt
Organism: Anastrepha obliqua
Lineage: Eukaryota; Metazoa; Arthropoda; Insecta; Diptera; Tephritidae
Gene: shn
Exons: 7
Coding region: 1-9675 (3224 amino acids)
Biological process (GO): regulation of transcription by RNA polymerase II
Cellular component (GO): nucleus
Molecular function (GO): RNA polymerase II cis-regulatory region sequence-specific DNA binding; zinc ion binding; DNA-binding transcription factor activity, RNA polymerase II-specific
Source: RefSeq, a predicted model, not a curated record
AUGACCGCGCCGCAUCAACACAAAUCAACAACCGCCAAACGUUGCACAGCUUUGAAUCGGUCGGCAAAACGCGGCCACAGUCAAUCCGCAUGCAGUCAGACAAUGCGCGGCCAACAACCGACAAUCAACAGCCCAGGCAAGCCACUUGGCCGGGGCACAACCACCAACAACCAACAACAACAACCACAGCACGCACACACAUAUUUGAAGUCAUUAAUAAACGAGUGCCGUGUGUACGCAGCAAGCAAUCUAAUAAAAACAAAAGAUGAUCCUGGUGGCACUACGCAGUCACGCCUAACGCAACAGCAGACACAAAAUCUCAGCAACAGCAAUAUGGAUGCUGCCACAACAACAACAACGACAAAACACUACAAUAAAACAGCAAAAUUGCAAAAUAAUCAUCAACGUUCAACGGAACGACGUGGCACAUAUCGCAACCAGAGUGGUGAGGCGCAAGCGAGUGCACACACAAAUGCGGGUGAUAAUGUCAAAGUUCAGAAACAAACAGCCAAGCAGGCAAAGGCGGCUGCGCAACGCGCCGCUGCAAUGGCCGCAUAUACAGCGACACUAGAGAGAGGCGGCAACAAGGCGACAGGAGGUAGUGCCAAAGAUCCACUUGCGAUCAACAGCGAUGCAGCGCCAAUGCUCAGCAGUGGUGGAAGUGGCGGCGGCGGCAGCAAAGCGGCGCGAACCAAGGAAGCUAGAGAGCAAAAGACUGUUGCAAAAUCGGAAACAGCAGUCGCAGGGCGCGGCGAAAUCGCCACAGCGACCACAGCGAAUGCCAGUACCACCAGCGCAACCAGCAGCAACAACAAGCACAGUGAUAAUAGUAACAGUAGUUUAAGUAAAAAUAAUUUUUCAUUAAGUCAAAGUGAAAUGACGCGCAAAAGUGAAAAGCUGAUGCAGCAGGAGGAGGCCGGUAUCAGUGACAACAAUAACGGUGAUAUCAAGGUGGCGUCGUCAACAGCGGCAGUGGCAGUUGCUGCUAAGAGUAAAACAGUGGAUACUGCAGCGACAACAACAGCAGCAGCUGCGCCCACAGCUGUGCCAUCCGCAGCGUCUAAUACUUGGAAUAAUUCUCGAUAUUUGCAUAAAAAGUUUAAACGUCUCGCCAGCACAACAGACGUGGAUAGUAUUGUGGCGGAUAGCCAAAGUGCCAUUGUUGCCGGCAGCAGCGCUAGUAGUGAUGCGGGUAGUGAAGCGCCGCAAACGCGCACCACAUCGCUAUCCUCAUCUGCAUCGACCAGCUCGAUUUCACCGCCACCAGCAACAACACCAACGUCAACGCCAACGCCCACUGCAAUGGUGACGGCAACAACGACGACGACGACGAUGCCACAACCCAACGCGCCAGGAGGUAGUGUUCAUAGGGCCAUUAGCACGGCGCUUACAAACGGGCAUAUCCAUGCGGGCGCGGUGGUUACAACAAUUGAGCAACUCAACUCUAGCAAUAACAACAAUAUGACGAGCGUUAAGCCAAAUAUUGCUGCUCCAAGCAGCAACAGCAAAAGUGAGAAUAACAACAAUAAUGGCUCAUUGAGUUUAACGAAUGACGGCGGCGGCGUUCUGCCGCAGCGGCAACAGACGGUACAGCAACAUUUGGAAGCUGAGCAAUUGCCGCAAACUAUGCUGUACUUUUUCGAAAAUCAACAGAGUCAACCCAAUAAUAGCGGCAAUAAUAGCAGCGCUAGCACGUCUUCUCCCAACUCAGGUCGCUAUGUCUGUCCCUAUUGCAAUCUCAAUUGCACGAAACCAUCGGUGCUGCAAAAGCACAUACGCGCCCACACCAACGAGCGUCCCUAUCCGUGUGAUAUCUGUGGCAUUGCCUUCAAGACGAACAGCAAUUAUUAUAAGCAUUGCCGAUCGCGUUCGCACGCCGCACGCAAACGGGGCAUUGAAGUGCCGAUCGGUGCGGAUGAUGGCCUCUUUGGCGGCUCCGAUCAGGAGGGUGACCCGGAAUUAAGCAACAGCAGCUCGGAUGUGAUCAGUCGCACUGCUUCCCCGCUGGAUGAGUUGAGCAGUACCUCCUCACCAGCCGUGGUGGGCGCAUCCACGUCCGCGACAGCUAGCAACUUAAGCCCACAGCAACUGCAGCAAGUGCAACAACAGCAACAGCAGCAUAAGCAAACGCAAUUACAGCAACAGCAACAGCAUGCUUUAGCCAUGCAGCAGCAGCAAACUGCCACAACGCAGCCGCCACAUGUAGCUCUGCUACCCACACCCUCGCCGUCUUCGAUAUCGUCCGCGAAAAGCGCUUAUCUGCAACAACCAAUUCAACAGCAAUCGCACCAGCUGCCACUGGGCUCACCCGCUGCAGGUACGCUACCCCCGCCGACCACGUCAAAUGCCACCAACAUUACCACCAUCGUAAACGCAACACCCAAACAGGUUGGCAACGCCGAGCACAAACCAUAUAAACCGAAAUUUCACAACGCCGCGCUUUAUGCUACGACAAAGGAGGCGGCCGCAGCAGCCGCCGCCGCCGCCGCUGCGGGCAUACCACCUGGUCUUCUGCAACCACUACCACUACAACAAUUGCCACAGACACCACAGCACAGCAUGCCUCCAGCAGCGCAUUUAGCUAUGCUCCCGCACACUCAAGCGCCGCCACCGCUGCCGCCCGUUUCACAUCAUCCCUCACUUUCGCCCAGCACGCAAGUGAAGCUGAACAACCACAUCAGCACGCACCAACUACAACUUCAAAUGCAGCAUCAGCAGCAACAACAACAACCGCUGCACGUGCUACCACCUCUCAACGCAGGCAUACAGCUACACCAUGUGGCGGCUAUGUCGCCUAAAAGCGCUGCUCAGCGGCCGGAUAUGGUGAACGCGGCCGCAGUUGCGGCAGCGAACAUGAACUAUCUAGCCGCACCGCGCAUGAUCUACCCUGGCGCAAUAGAUUUUCCACCAGAGGCGCUGCAUAUGAUGAUGCCGGAGAGUAGGCAGAAGCUACACUACCAAGUGCAACAGUAUAAGUGGCUGGAGCAGGAGCUGCAACAGCACUUGCACAAGCUAAGUCAGCAGCAGCAACCACAGCUACAGCACCUACAGUCGCAGCCACAGCCACAACCACAGCCACAGCCACAUGCUCAACCCACGAUACUGAAACCGACGGCUACAAUGCCAAUUCACGCGCGCGCUGCCAGCAGCAGCGGUGGAAAUAGUCAACACGCGAGUGCUGCAGGUAUGCAACAAAUGGCAGCAGCUACAGCAGCAUCGAAUCUUACACUGCAGUCGGCGCAGCAGACGCCGCUGCAAUACCUCGCUAACACAGCCGCCGGUCAACAGUCGACGUUAGGUGGCAGCAGCGCCAGUGGCGUCAGUAGCACCACCAGCAACACCACUGCAGCUCUAAGCUCCGGACUUUUGCACAGCAACAUCUCGAAUGCCGCCGCUAGCGGAGCAAAUAAGGUUGCAGAUUUGGUGCAGGAGCAUAUUUCCAAACUGAUCUCGCAAAAUGAGGCGAUCGUAGAGAACAAAGCGGUUCUUUUGCAGAAGAAAUACCCAAAGGGCUUGAAUCGCUCGCGUAGCUUUAAUAACAACAACAACAAUAAUGGUAGUGGCAACAUCAACAGCUCGGCAGCUACAUCGACAAACACUGCAGGUGGCAGUAUUAGCUUGGUUAGCACUCCUGCCGUUGCCAAUGAGAGCGCCACCAACGCCAGGCUGGCGCAGGCUAUCGUGCAAAAACAACAACAGCAACAGCUGCAGCAGCAGUUGCAGCAGCAACAACACUAUCAGCAACAAUUCCAGCAGCAGCUACUGGCUGGCACACAAGCAAUACAAAUGCCGCCACCAACCCAGCAGCAGCCGCAACAACAGCACCUUGCACAGAUACGCCUCGAGGAGCAACAUCAGCAGCCCCAGUUUCAACAGCAACAGCAACAACAACAACACAUGCAACCAAACGGCAUAUCGAAACACUUGACGGCAGCGGCCGCGCCAAAGCCUGGCCCCUCAACCGGUUCCACACCGCAGCAGCAACUUCCAGCAAUGCAUCCGCAGCAUCAGCAGCAGCAACCGUCAACGAAUGUUUACCGCCAGCAGAAUGUGAGUGGACAAGCUGGAUUUCCGUCACAAGAGUCAUCGCAGCGUCCAAUGUCAUCGCCUACAACAGCACAAACCGUCGUCUCGUCCCACAAGGAAAUCAUGAAUGCAAUGCAGCAGAUGAGCGCAUUGCCAAUAGCCAAUAGCAGCAUAAAUGCAAGUGCAAAUUCCAUACCAUUAAACCUGUCGGCCAAGCCGAGGGUGCGCCAGGAAGAACCAACUGAUGUCAUUCCAUCUAGCAGCUCGACGUCUACGCCGAGCAGCACGCCACACAAGCGCCAAUCAAUAGAGAACCCAAUCUCAACUUCCAGCAAUGACGGUUCGACAAGCGGUUCUGUGGCGGGUGCGUCGGCGACUACCGGUAGCGGUGUGUCAAAUGCCAAGCAACCAACAAACGUCUCGAUAAUCAAAAACUUGUUGCUGAAUGCACGUGGCUUAGCUGUGCCCACUGGCGAGGGUGAAGACGCUGUUUACAACUGUCCACUCUGUUCCAGUGCAUUCCGCACAGCAGAAGAUCUGCAGCUGCACAACAGUACCUACUGUCAAGGAGCCUCAAGCGCACCCAUCAGCCCCGUGUCAUCACCAUCCUAUCGAUAUUUCCGCUCCAACUCGAUCACACUUAAUCUGCCUGAACUGAAAAACUCUCUUUUUCGCUCACGUGAUCCGUUGCCACUGGCUAAGUUGGCUUGGUAUCAGCUGCGCACUAAACCGAGUUCGUUGGUUUUAAGUCGGCUAAGCGCCUCGCAGGCAGGCAGCUCGAAAGCUACAACGACUACCACCACCUCAGCAACAUCUACAGCGCCGACCAGCUCCACCAGCAGUAAUAGCAUUGCCAGCUGCGUUGCCUCGCCGCGGAGCACACCACCAACAGCACCUCCUGCCACUUUGUCAUUGCCCGACCCGAAUAUUGUGCGUUUAAUUGACGCACCACUGCCUUCCCCGGGACCACUAUUGGGUAAAACGCCACUUGUCGAUUUUGGAAACACCAGCGAAUCGCGCAAAUCAGAGGAUGUGAUCAUUACCAAAAUGCACGAAGAUCGUCAGUUCGACGCACAUACACCAGCGAAACGCGCCAAAAUGGCUAUGGAUAACGGCGAGUCGUUCGUGCUUGCGCCAGCCCCAGCCAACAGUGGCGGUCUGAUGGCCGCAACUUCAAGCAAGCGCAUGAAUAUCAAUAGUAUCAGUGGCGGUGACAUGCAAUUACUGUCCAACACCAACACCACCGACCUCAGCAUUGCCAACAAGAGGGAUGAGCGCAUGCGUCGCUUCACCUCUUCCGGUGGCUGUAUCAUACCAAUUUCCGAAUGCAGUGACAUGGACAAGAGUCCCAAAAUGAUUCGUACGCCACUGCUAUCGGGUGGCAGCUUUCAGGAGGUUUCACCCAAGCCGAAGGAGAAAGAAAACAAAAAUGCCGUUUCAUUACCCUUCGCCAGCAGCUCCACUUUUGCGCCCAAACUUGGUCUACCCGUGCUCGGCUUGCCUACAAAUGGACCUCAGCAUUUCCAGUUUCCCAUCAACCCAAUUACGGCGUUUAAUCCACUAACGCUGCCACCCUUACAUGGCAUGCCGGGUGGUGGGGAGAAAAUUAUUCCCCAUGUGCCCGGCAUACCAGGUCCCAACAGCUUGACACCACAACUGCCGCCACCGCAGCAUCUACAGUCAUCACAGAUGUUGCCUGGUGGACGUUCACUAAGUCCCAAUCGCAAGAAAACACAAAGCCCCAUGUUGAUUUCGAGCAGUGUAAGCCCUAAGUCGUUGGCACUACCGUCACAUGAAAAUUUGAAAUCUUUAUCACCAUUCGGCGGCGUGCAAAAUGUGCCUAGCGAGUUUGAACGUGCACCACCACCACCCGGCAUGCGCAAUGCACGCAACUGGAAUCAAAAUGUUGCAGCAGGCUCGUUAAGUAAACCUGGGAGUAGCAAUAGCUUGGAUGUGCCAAAAAAAACAUUCAACUUUACGCGUAUGGCCGACAAUAUAAGUCCGCGCAAAGGCGGCAGCACUAAUGUACCUAAAAGCUCGCCGCCCGAAAAUGAGGUGCGACAUUUCAACUUUGACCAUUUAAGUAAGGACGGAGAGAGUAACCGCGCACCAGCGAGCUCUGCACUCACGCCUCUACACGUCGACAUUACUGCUAGUGCUGCAGGUCCAACCCCAAAUAGCAGUGGCUCGGAGCUCACUGAUGUGGAAACGAAGAAAACCAAGUUUUUGCGUCCAACCAGUCUACCACUCAAGCCGGGCACUUUCACGCCGAAACGCCACCACGGGAUCACCCCAACCGCCAAUACACUGCCGCUUAUAUCGCCGGAAACGCCACGCCCUUCCAAAUCGUGCGUGCAACUCUACCUUAACGGUCACGCCUACACAUACCUGGGACUCAAGUGCAGCACGAAAAUGUUCUACUGCACGGUGAACUGUCCGCAACCGUCAUAUGUGGCAGGUAGUCAGAAACUCUCUAUGUACAGUGUGUGGCAAGUUUGUGCAGAAAACAAUCCACACCCGUUGGGCUUCAAGCCGAAGGUGGUGAUGUCGCUGUACGAUUCACGUCAGAAGACCUCCGCGAAUACAAUGGCUGGCAUGAAUAAACUACCAUACGCUUUGGUGGUCUCUCAGCAAACCGUAAUGACACCUUUCGACAACCACCCGGGCCAGUACCAGCAUCACCAAAUGAAGCAAAUCUCACUCAAUACAAAUACUACGGAAUGCGGCGAGCAGUCGAAGAAGACUAGCGCUGGUAGUAGCGGCAGCAGCAGUGGCAGUAGCGGCAGCGUUGAGGGCGGCGUCAAGAAGGAGUCGUCAGCUGGUCAAAUGUUAGUCGGAGGCUACGAAUCGCAUGAAGACUACACUUAUAUACGUGGGCGUGGUCGCGGACGUUACGUCUGCUCGGAGUGCGGCAUAAGGUGUAAGAAACCCUCAAUGCUGAAGAAACACAUACGCACACACACUGAUGUGCGGCCAUACACAUGCAAGCAUUGCAAUUUCAGCUUCAAAACAAAGGGCAAUCUUACCAAGCAUAUGCAGUCGAAAACACAUUUUAAAAAGUGUCUAGAACUUGGCAUCAACCCCGGCCCAAUGCCUGCGGACGGCGAAUUCCUCGAGCCUGAACCAGAAUUCGAUCAACAGUCGACCACAUCGGCCGGUGGACGCACGUCGUCCAUUCCAGGCGAGUCGGACUCGGAUGACUACAGUGACAAUGAGUCCGAAAGCAGUGAUACCGACGAGUCGAAGUCGCGUCUGCUGGAGCAUGAAGCGGCGCGUGGUUUGCUUUCGCUCUCGAUGACGCCACCCAUAGGGCAAAGUAUUUCGCCGCGUCCAAAAAGUGAACCAUACCCAUAUCAGCACAACGAGCGCGUCGACCCAUCCGCAAUAUCUUUUGCAGGGCAGAUGAGUGCGGCUGCAACAACCGCCACAAGUUUAUCUACAAGCAACACACAUCCCACCGGCAUUAAACGUGUCAUAUCGUUCAGUUCACCGAAACCACCGUUCGACUAUCAGAAGCAAGAGCAGUACUACUCCAACCCUGAGGAGUCUAAGCCGAAGCAUAGCAAUAAUGCCGCCGCAGCCAUUUACGAAAGCGCGCCCAUCGAUCUCACUAAACCACGUGCUGCCGUAAAUCCAACGCCUUCACCAGUGACCACAUCCAUCUCAGUGGCACCUAGACUAACUGUUGAUGAGUACAAUACUAGCGCAGUAGUGCCACUGCCCGACCCACCAGUACAAACGCAAGCGCAAAUACGUGACGUUAUCUUCGGUAGUAGCAACAAUGAAUCGGGUUUCCUUAAGACACUCAUCUCGGUGUCGGAUAAGGUGCGUAGCUCCACUGAAAUGCUUGAGAAUUACAAGAAUGGCGAUGAGUUAUCCCAAGCCUACCAAUAUCACAAAGCCUUUCAAUAUCACAAAAUCAAACAGAUUCAAAUGAAUCGCAGCUUCCCCGAUGCGAUCAAUGUGAGCGCCAUUAAUCAAAACCUUGCUAGCACGCCAACGUUGAGUACCGUUAGUGUAACCAAUGCUGGACCAAGCACGGCGCUUACUACGACGUCGAAUGCUAACAGCGGCUUGCGCAUUUCAGAUAACAUAGCCACUACGACAGCUAUGGCUAGCAGCAGUAACGUUAACCACGCCACGAGUAGCGUGGAUUCCAUUGGCGCCAGCUCAGCCAACAAAAUGGCACUUAAUUCAAUAAUCAAUGUGACGAAUGUUGACAAAAGAGAGAAGAGAGAGAAGAGUACAGCUGAACUGCAAGUGCCAGCGAUCGAGGUGAGUGUGGUGCUCACUGACGAGGCGAAGAAUGAGCAACCAGCAAAUGCAACUACAGCGCCCGGCAACAGUAAAGCGAACGCUCAACGCAAUGCUGGCAAAAACAAAGCGGCAUCAAUAAAAUCUAGCACUAUUUUGUCUUGCAAAUCGUCUGACGAAGGAGAGGACAGCGAAUGCAUUUCCGAUCAAGAGCAAUCAGCUGUUGGUCACACUUCGAAAGGUAGCCGAAAUGUUAGCAAUACUGCUGCCGUCGCCACCACAGAACCGCACAAUGCCAAACUGCCUGCAGUUGUUGCACAACCCGGCACCACCGACUUCACGGGCGUGCUAUCGGCGCCAGGGCGUACGGUCGUCGUGGGUGAGGAUGGAUUGAAGAAGUCCGGCAACAAUGAAAUCCAACCGGUCUAUCCGCGCGUGCGCAUGUCACCAGACGGACGACCGGUGUGCAAAGUAUGUGCCAAAACCUUCCAAACCCAAGGUCAGCUGUCGUUGCACAUGAACAUACAUUACAUGGAGCGUAAAUUCCGUUGUGAACCUUGUGGGGUCUCAUUCCGCACGCAAGGACACUUGCAAAAACAUGAACGAGCCGAAGCGCACAAGAACAAGGUAAUGAUGACGUCCACCUUUGGCGUACCGACGACCUCCAAUCCACGCCCAUUCGAGUGCACCGACUGUAAAAUUGCCUUCCGCAUACACGGCCACCUCGCCAAGCACUUGCGCUCCAAAACGCACGUGCAAAAACUGGAAUGCCUACAAAAGUUGCCAUUCGGCACCUAUGCCGAAAUCGAACGUGCCGGCAUAAGUCUCACCGAGAUCGACACCAGUGACUGCGAGAACUCGCUCAUCUCACUCAAAACACUAGCACAAAAGCUGAUCGAAAAGGACCCCAACAAACUGGGUAGCUACACAAAUCCAUCGGACAUGGGUGGCAUUAACAGUAGUAGUGGUGGUAAUGGUGGUGGUAGUGGUGGUGGUGGUCUAGGUAGUGUCGUAAGCGAAUCCACGAAUACAAAUACAAACCACAGCGCUAUCGUGUCGCAGGACAGCGCCUCUGAGGAUGAUUUUAGUGCUGCCACAAUCGCGGCCGCCACCGCAAUCGCCUCAUUGGAUAAUGAUAGCGCGGCAAACACGCCGAAACGCGCCAACUCCACGUCCGAAGAUGAAGCAAUCGCAAGCGGACUAAGUAACAAUCUGAAACGUCGGCUGCCGGGCAACUUUAGCAAUGGCGAAGAGAGUGACAAUCCCACCGAGGGGGGUGGCAGUGAGAAGCGUACACGUGUGUCGUCACUUUCAAGUGUCGGUGCGGCUAGCGCGACAGCGGCAGUCGGUUCGCCAGCGUCCAUUACAUCGUCAAAUGCAUCGUCGAACAACUGACAUUAUGCCUACGCGCCGCCGAGCGGAUGAAUAAGGGAUGUGCUGGCACUGCAACAGGCGCAGCCACCAGCGCGCCAAACGUCAUCGAGGCUGCUGCCACCGCCGCCGCCACCACCACCAGCACCACCAACACAAACAAUGUCGACGCAAUGGCAGUCGUCGGUUCUACGGCGCAACGAUGUGAAUGGCAGCAAUGACGGUGUUGCAUGGUGCGGUGGAGAUGGACUGGAGCAAAAACAAUUUCACCUGCAGUUGCAAUACCAGCCACAGCAGUUGAUGGAAACCCAAUUCGUAAUGCCACAGCUGAUACAGCGAAAGUACUAGCGGGUGCGGGUGCUAGAGAAUGCGAAAAGCCUUUUACUUAGUGUUUUGUAAUUUGAAAGCGGAGUAAAGAAACCAGAUAUAUGUAAUAUAUAUAUAGGCAUAGGCGUAUGUAGUAGUAAAUAUGAGUGUGUAAAGAUUUAGCGCCAAUUUGUAGGCGCAGUUGUGCUCAUUGUGCGAAAUCUAACAAACAGAAAGCAUUUUCGAAGAGAUCCAGCAGUCAGCGCAUAUCCUGUAUUACAUAUCGUGUGUAUACAACAAUUUUUAUGAACUCGAUUUUUUUUCACUUAGUAGUGAGCAUGAAAUACAAAAUCAAAUAAAUCAAAAAAUAUACAAUAGAGUUUUUAUGAAAAACAAAAACAUGAUUAAAAAUAAAAUAGUUGCAAAAAGUAAUUGAAAACAAAAAAAAAACCCGUUGAGCACAACUGUGGCUACUUUUUGCCCAAUGCAAGUUGCGUGUAACUGCGACAGUUAGUAGAAGCUGGCGAGGUUCAGCAACACAUAACAACAAGGCAUAUAACGGCUACCUUAAAACAUUUGUAGUUUUUUUUCAUAAUUUCUCUUCAACGAAAGCAACAACACUACGAGUAAGCGCAAACGUGAAAGAAAAUCAACAAAUUAACAAACUUAACUUAGCUAGGGAAACCAACUAUCAUUGCUAUUUUAUAGCCAGACAGACAUACAUAUGUAUUUCCAAAAAAAAAAACAAAAACAACAAAAAAGAAUAAACACAAAUCAACUCUUUAUACUAUAUACACACACCUACAAAAAACAUAUACAAGCACACUUUAGCCUCAAAGAAAAAAAAAACACAUACAUAUAUACCUAGGCAUAACCACCUAAAUAUACAAAAUCUAUAACUAUACAUACAGAGUAGACACAUAGAAUUUUAUGUAAUUUCAUAUACAAAACUCACGAAAAAUUAUAAUGCAAACCAAAUAGAAAAAUCCACAAAUCCUCGAUCUACAUACAUACAUGCAAACAUACAUACAAACAUAUACAAACUGCUCUACCCACUAUCACUUUAUAUUUCUAUACAAAAUUUAUAACCAUAUGUAUGUGCGUAUGAGUAUUUUCAUACAUGUAUGUAGUUACGUAUGUAUGUAUAGCGAAAAGCAAAAAUGUUUCGAUUGUAAGAAACUGCUACUAUUUUUAAUUAAAUUUCUU